Messenger RNA from Conger conger (European conger), 4693 nucleotides. RefSeq lists its product as uncharacterized. The record is from RefSeq and is a predicted model, not a curated record. Bases 130 to 2232 code for a protein of 700 amino acids. NCBI's taxonomy places the organism in Eukaryota, Metazoa, Chordata, Actinopteri, Anguilliformes, Congridae. The transcript is spliced from 18 exons. Gene Ontology annotation, molecular function: RNA binding; protein binding; metal ion binding.
UCAUAGAGGAAGCAGUUUUGUCGCUGGGAUAAGUUUAAGAACUACGUGAUUUAAGUGAACUGUGUUGUAUUAUUUAAAAACAUUGAAAAUAAGUCUUCAUAAGUCGACAAUAUAAGCACCAGAGGAAAAAUGUCUGAUGGAUUAGAUUGGGAUUCGGUGAUGUUCCACCUUCAUCAGGACCGCCACCUCAUGCAAGUCCAUGAGGCAUUUGUGGAUUUAUUCAGUGGACGUACUGCCAGAUAUAACACAUUAGACCCUUUUAACAGUGGUUAUUAUGUUCCGGGUCAUGAUGAUUUUGGCAGUGGCUAUGUCGAGGAUGAUGACGACUAUACAGACGAUGACAGCGAUUAUGAAGACCGUAAGGAUAAAAAAGCAUUUUGUGGGUUCCCCAGAAAUUUCCUAGAACAUGGACCACCAAGGUCUAGGAGUCCACACCCACCCCACCCACUGUACAGAACGGAUCUUCAAAAAAUUAUGCAUGAGCAGGCAGAAAAAAAUGCCAAAGAAUUAGUAGAAGAGGAAGAAAGACUUAAAGUAAAAGCAGAGAAAAAAAGGCUUAAGAAAUUGAGACAAAAAGAAAGAAAGCGUAAAGAGAAAGAAAAGGAGCAAAAUAACACUGAUAAAAAUAUAGAUGGUGACAAUCAUGAAGUAGAGAACUCUGUAGUGAAGUCUAAAUUCUCGAAUAGUGAGAGUGUAUGUGAUAAAAGUGCUGAUAAAGCUGCUGAUGCUGGACCCUUAAAGAAGACUCAAGCUCCUACAUCCGUACAGAAUAAGCCCCACAGUAAUGGAUUCUCUGAGGACGACGAAGAGGAGGAGUAUGAACAGGAGGAGGAAGACAGCGAAGUGGAAAGCAUUGGCAGUGAACUAGAGGUGCUAGAUAUGAACAGCUGUUUUGUAUCCAAAGCAGCCACAAUAGCAAAGCGUAAGCUGGAGCUCAAGGCCAAGCUGGAGAAAAGGGAGGAGAAGAGCAGCAGCUCGAGGAAGCCAGCUCUGAAACAGCAGCAGAAAUCACCGCAGCAGAAGCAGCAGCAGAAGUCACCACAGCAGUCUGGGCAAUGGCAGCUGGUGGAACCGCGCCCGAGAGGGGUGGAGCCACAGCUGCAGCAACAAAGGCCACGGCAGCACCAGCAGAAUGCUCAAGUGGCCAGCAUUGAGGAUGUUGAAAAAAGAAGUACUGAACUGGCAGUUAUUGGUAACCAGUUGGGGAAUUCUGGACGAUUUGAAAUGGCAGUGAUUUAUUUUACUGAUGCAAUAAAGCACAAUCCUAAAGAUUUUCGGUUGUUUGGGAACCGCUCGUUUUGUUAUGAGAAGAUGCAGCAGUAUGAGAAGGCCCUGAUCGAUGCUGAUAUCAGCCUGGCCAUGAGCCCAGGCUGGAUCAAGGGCUUGUACAGGAGAGGCCGGGCUCUCGCUGGGCUAAAGAGAUACUCCGACGCUGCAGUGGCCUUUAAGAGCGUUCUGCAGCUGGACAGAACUUCUUCCGAUGCUGCACAGGAGCUGAUGCGUGUGCAGAUAAUGCAACUAAUGGAAAUGGGUUUCUCGAAAGAGCAGAGCUCCAAUGCGUUGAUAAUCCACGGAACAGUAGAGAAAGCUCUGGAAGCCUUCUCAAAUAUCCAGGAUGAAAAGUUUGGUAGCAGUAGCCCCCCAGUGGCGAAUGCCAGUCAAUCGGCUGAGGAAGAAUGGGUGGUCGCCGGGCAGAAGUCCCAGCCCCCAGCCAACCAAGCGACCAUAGUGCCAACCCAGCCCUUAUACAACCCCAGACCCAAACCUCCAGUGAAGGCCAACUUUGUCAAGGAAGUAACACCAGAGCUUUUCCCAGUGUGGGUUGGAAACCUGGUCCCUACUGUAACCGGAAACACGGUGCACAGUCUGUUUAGCACUGUCGGGCCCGUUCACUCUGUCAAAAUGCUGCCAAGCAGGCGAUGCGCCUUUGUCAACUACACAAGAAAGGGCAACUGUGAAACGGCCAUCAAGGAAUUCCACGGUAAGGGGCUGGAGGGGGCUGUACUCUCCGUUCGCUACCCCGAUCGAAUCCACCCACACUUAGGGGCGUCUAAGUCGGCCAAACAGGCCACCGAGCUACCCCCCGAGGUUGUGCCAAAGUCCGUCCCCACGAUGCCAGGCGAGUGUGUCUUCUGGAGAAACAGCGGGUGCAUCAAAAAGGAGAGGUGCACCUUCCUGCAUAUUCCCAGCCACAAGGGCAUUGAUCGGGGGGGAGACAAGCUGGCACCUUGAGCUCAUCUUCCUGUUCCCUAUAGACCAGGUCAACAUCAACCUUCUGGCCCAUCUGAUCUUCAGCUCUUUCUUUUCCCUGAGGAAAAAAGGAAAAGGUGACAAUAAAAAGCUGCUUGGAAUGGUGUGCUUUCAGUGUACUAGACAACAGGCUUUAAAUCUCUGCAUUGGCCUACUUUGAUAACCAUUUAAUAUUUUCUUUCAUUUAACCGAGUGUAUUUAAUUGUGCCUCCAAGCGAUUGAAGUACUUUAAAAUGUAAAAAAUACUGAAUUUAGCAUGCCUUUUGGCCAGCUGUUUUCACUUAACGCUUUAAACUGAUUUUAUUAACAGCUGGCUUAGUCAGAUGUCAGGUUACUGUGGAAAUUGUAUGCACACAGUGCUGCGGCUAGGUUUCGGGUUAGGGAUUUCCUUGGGCGUUUGGUUUCUGAUAACCCAUGCAAUUACUGUGAACUCCAAAUUAGCAGCCUCAGCAGUCUUUACUGUUAACGUAUUAUCAAAGGGAAUUUCCAGGGCACUUCAAUAAAAAGGGUUACUUUUAAUGUGCCAUACCAUUAUUAUUUAGCAUUUAUAUCUGAAUGGUACUUGAAGUCUUAUUUCUGACAGUAAAGCCCCAAGACAUUUUUUUGUUAAGAACAGCAAAAGGUAUUUUGGAAAUGUAAAGUUGAAGUGUGUCUGUCUCGCCAAACCAACCAUGUCAUGGGGUGUAGAUAUCCCUUUAUACAAAGCUAGUAUUUUAUUCUACUGGAAGUAAUGCAGUUCACAUAUGAGAGCAAAUAACCUUAUUCACAGUUUCACUGAAUGAUUGAGUAGCUAAUGACAAAACCUUAAGUUUUGAAGAUAGUUGGGGUCUGCUAAGGUUUGACUAUGUAUAACUUGCCUUUGAAUAAUAUUAAUAAUAUAGCCAGCUGAUAUUUUAUUCAUUUUUUAAUGACUUGGACCAAAAAAACCUUCGCAUAAUUUUUAUGAUCACUGUAAUUUUUAUGUUCUCUUUUUGGGGCAUUUUAAAUCCAAAUACUAUUAAACAGUUAGCCCUGUUUUCAUUUUACUUCCUGCUUCACAUCAUUGACAAAAAAGUUUGCAUUGCAUAAGAAAUGUUUGGUUCCCAGUAAAUUUAAUUGUCUAUUUCAGUACAAAAAUGCUUAUCAUUUGUUUGUGAUUAAUAUCUGUACUUAUGGGCAGUCUUAGCUUCAGCCUCAAUGGAGAAUUGAUAACUGAAAUUAUAAUAAUAAUAAUUUGAGUUGGCCCUGACUUAUUUGAAAUACUAGUGGUCAGUAUUAAUAUUCUGUUUAGAACUGUUUGCCACUUGAUGGAAACUUGAAAUGUUUUGUUUUUUAUUUUUAUCCCCCCUCUUGCACUAAAUGGGUACAUGUCGGUGAGUUGCACACACCGAGAUGAGACCUCAUUAUUAUAGACUGAAGUUCCAUGAACCUGUUUGAAGCCUCAGUGAUCGUGUCUAAUCAGUGAGCUACUGAUGCCAUGUUAUUUUUGGUGUCAUGAUGCAGUGCCUAACGAUUACUAAUAAUGGCAUUUUGCGUUUUCAAAUGUCAUGCCCUGUUUUUCAUAAAGCGCCAUGGAAUCACGCUGGAAACCUCUAAAGUCCUCUUCUUUAAAUGACUGAACUGCAGAUUAAGCCAUAUGAGUCAUUCAUUUAUUAACAACAGCCUUUGAAGACACUGUCUGGAUAUUUUAGGUGGGUUUUUCCACACACUUUCCCCCUAUGAGUUGUCAGUUUGCCCAUAGACUGCAAUAGGACUAGAGGUUCAAGGCGUCCUUAAAUAUCUCCUGAAAAUCCACGGAUUACCUAACAUUCUUGAAAAUACAUUGGGGAUCCUGGGGAUUCUACACCAGGGGGGUGUCAAAUUGGGCUGCCGUCUCUGCUGGUUUUCGGGGCGUUUCAGCACGAGCGAUUAAUUUAAUUGGCGAAGGAGUCCAAACACCUUCUUUUCAAGAUUUGAAUUGGCUGUAGAUUGAAAGAAAACCAGAAAUAGUCAUAUAUGCUGCUGCCCUCCAGGACUAGAGAUUGGCUGAUAUAGACAAGUCAUUCCCAUAUUAGUUAUACUAGUCAUAAGGUCAACAGUAAUUCAGAUUUCCCCCCCUGUACUUACAUUAAUGUGUAAUUGGUAUUUGUGUGUGCCAGUUCAAUAGUCCAUUGAAAUCUAAAUGCUUGCCUUUGCUAUUAAUUACUCCUGCUUUUCCAUGGUCUCGAUUGAGGAAUGUUGACUAGUCUUUAUUUACAGUGAUUUCUUAAAAUUGUUUUUUGGAAGAUCUGUUCCCUAAUUAAGUGAUCAAUAUCAGCCACAGCUCCCAAGCAUAUUCAAUUUAUCAGUUUGCCAAGAGUGCCAAGUUUUUCCCCUCUAGUUUUCUCAAGAGUACUUCUUUUUAAAGGAGAAUUUGUUCCAAUAUAACUUGUAUACAUGUUCUGCCAAUAAACUUAAUGAAUGUUGUACUUUUGGAUGACUUUCA